CGCGUGCUGAUAAGUUACGAAGAGUUGGAAUAAAGUUUUUAAAUAAAGUUGGAGGAAGUUCCGAAGAGUAUCGUGCUACAAUUCCCAUCCAGUCAUGUAAGGCAAAGUUGAUGGAAGCUUCGAGUCCAGCCUUAUUGGAGAGGUCGUCUUCGAGCGCUGACAGUGUGGAGGGAUGUGGUGCGCUAGGAGUCGUCGCUCGUCUGCGGUGCGAUCGCUGCCUUUGGUCGUCAUCAUAGCGAGCUUCUUCUACAUCGCCCAGUAUCAUCACAACCUCAUCCGCGCUCAAUUCAACGAUGACUGGCUUAGAAGGAUACGGGAAUCAUUACAGACCAAGAACUCGACUGUUGUUCGUAACGUCGCUGGCGCCGCGGAAACUUCACAAGCGUCGGCGACUGGCGGGGGCGGAUCCGUAACUACGGAAGAGAAUCCCGCGAGUUUAGCGGGAAUAAUCAUCGUUGACGCGAGUACUUCACAGGUUUUAACAAAUUUCGGUGAAAACCAAGCAAGGGGCAAUGAUUUACAAGUGGAUGCGCACAAGCAAGACGUCAUUAAAGUGAAAGAAGAAGAAAAAAAUCUUGACAGAAAUAAAUAUGAAGGCCAUGAACAAGGAGAUGAUGCUGCAGUUCCCCCGCAAGCAAAUAAUGCUGCAGUUCCCCCGCAAGCGAAUAAUGCUGCAGUUCCUCAGCAAGCGAAUAAUGCUGCAGUUCCUCAGCAAGCGAAUAAUGCUGCAGUUCCUCAGCAAGCAAAUAAUGCUGCAGUUCCUCAGCAAGCGAAUAAUGCUGCGGCAGAUCAAAAAGCGAUUAAUAAUGCAAUGGACUCAAAUAACAGCGACGAAGCUUACGAUUCAAGCAAAGAAAAACGAAAUAUUCAACGCGACGAACCAAAAUCUGGCCGUGAGUUGGAGUCGGGCAGGCUGCAGGAGCUGUUCAACAUGACACUGGACGGGUUCUACCGCGUCAACGAAACUCUUGAUGGGAAAUCGGUCACUAAGGUGAUCCUUCUAGCGCACCAGAGAACGGGGUCCAGCUUCACGGGGGAGUUGCUUACCUCCCCCACCCGCGGUCUGUACGUGUUCGAGCCUCUCUUUGCCUACCGCAGCUUCCCCUACGAUGACCCGACGUGGGCAAUGGAAAUGCAGAAGUUCAUGAGCAUCAUAGGUGACCUCCUCGACUGCAGGCCACAGGUGCUGCCGCUGUUCAACACGACGUUCAUGAACAAACACGUGCCGUUACAAGACUGUUCCAGUCAGCAUUUCCGGCUGACAAAGCUGAUACGGGCUCGCGCUGACACCAUCUUGCCUUGGCUCAAACUUAGACCUGACAUCAAGGUGAUCCAGCUGGUGCGGGACCCUCGAGCUGUGCUGUGCUCAAUGGAAGAGUCAAAGCCUUGGUGGUCGCCCGCUGCUAGAGACCCCGCCCACCUCUGCCGCCGUCUGCAAGAAGACCUCAGCGUCGGUAAAGCCCUUAGCGCUAACAGAUACACGUUGGUGAGAUACGAGGACUUGAUGCAGGAUAUAGAAGGACAAGCAUCGCGACUUCUCCGAUUUAUUGGUCAAGAUUUCAACUCCAACGCCAGGAGUUUCAUUUCCAGAAUGGUCAAUGUUGAGGGAGCAAGAGAGGAAGUCCUGAAAAAUCCGUUCCGCAUCAUGCGUGGUCCGGCCUACGACCCGGAACACUGGCGUAAGGAUCUGCCUGAGGAACUCGGACGACGCGUCGAAGAACUGUGUGCGGAUGCGAUGAAUUAUUUAAAUUACACGUUAAUUUAUUAGAAAAUAACUAUUUAUCUCGUUCAUUUGAAUCGUAAUUUAAGCAUGAAUCUAAUAGCAACAAAAGCCUAAAUCAAUUUACCAUAUUUUCCUUGAAAAAGUUUUGGAAAAAGUUCCAUCAACAGCACAAAAAAUCCGAAAUUCAAGUGUAAUGAAUCUAAUCAACGCAAAAAUUUACAAUAAACAGAACUUUCGUUUGAAUUCUUGAUUUUCUUCCGUGUAAAUUUUCUCGUUCUAUUAAUUAUAAUAGCUUAUAUCCCUGAAGUUGGAAUUGAUGACAGUGUUUGUCUCCGAACCGUCUGCAAUUAUAUGUUAGCCGUUGAAUGUUGAAUUUAAUAGGUGCCUUUUUUUGCUUUAAAGUUCUUGGUGAAAAUAAACAUAGUGUCAUUUCCUCGUUCGUCCUAGCUGUUGUGCUUUAAGAUUUGAUUAGAGCAAACUUAGCUAUAAGUUCCUCUGAAUAUUUGUGACCAUAUUUUUUAAUGUAGAUAAGUAAGGCAACGAUUAUCAAUUUAAUAAAGUUAUAUAAUUAAAUUAUACACGGAGCAUGGCUAGAUGAAACAGUUAACGAUCAUCAUCUCACAAUCAUUUAUUAGUCCAAGGUGCGUACAGAAGUUUCAAUUGAGACCAACAUUAAGACUAUAAAUAAAGCUUUUUUGUGAGUUCAUUGUGCACAAUUAACAAGCGUGGAAACGAAAAUCAAAACAAAUUAACAACGAACUGACGGUGAAAUGAGCUUGGACAUGGUAGAACAUUUAGCAAAGGAAGUUGCCAUUUAGCUUUGUUUCAAGGUACAUGCAUUCAUUGAUGAAAAUUGUAAAGCCGCUCC
Hyalella azteca is the source of this 2591-nucleotide messenger RNA. Its product is annotated as carbohydrate sulfotransferase 1. Lineage: Eukaryota; Metazoa; Arthropoda; Malacostraca; Amphipoda; Hyalellidae. Gene Ontology annotation, molecular function: N-acetylglucosamine 6-O-sulfotransferase activity. The record is from RefSeq and is a predicted model, not a curated record. The transcript is spliced from 8 exons. Gene Ontology annotation, biological process: sulfur compound metabolic process; N-acetylglucosamine metabolic process. The coding region runs from base 173 to 1768 and encodes 531 amino acids.